Molecule: messenger RNA, 372 nt
Organism: Pipistrellus nathusii (Nathusius's pipistrelle)
Lineage: Eukaryota; Metazoa; Chordata; Mammalia; Chiroptera; Vespertilionidae
Source: the annotation of a GenBank genome assembly
AUGUCCACACACCUAGAUUUAGACGGGCUUACAGCGGAUUUGGUAACUGAACAAGAAAGACACAAAGUGGUGGGGGGGAUGGUGUGGGGAGGAGGGGUUACCACUUGUUACCUCCUCGUUAACACAGAUGACCUCAGCACGUGUCAGUACAGCCAACGGGAAAAAUACAAAACAACCCAAGUGUCUAUAUACAAACCAGCGCCUCUUGUAACCAGCUACCUCCAACCACGCAGAGAGGACGACGAACCAUCUGCAAGACAGCCUGUCGGCACAUCACUAUAUAAGUUAAAGUCUGUUUUGUUUUUUAAAAAAGGUGCUAAAACCUCAUACCAUAGAGUUUUGAAGCGGAAACUUGCAGCCCAUUUAAACUGA